GUCAUCUUAUAGUAUAAUUACCGUUAUUAAGAUAUCAAGUUUUCAUUCCAAUAUCCACAUUACAGUUUCUAAUAUAUCAGUUUUAUUACAUUGGUUGAAAAGGGAUAUAAUUUUUUCGAGAUUUAUCUCUGUGAUUUUGCAGUUUUAUGUAAUAUCUCUAAGUAAAAGAGAAAUGGACGAGGCAGAUAUUGAUCGGGCUUCUAAAAGAGCCAACAUUAUUGAACAAAGGAUAUAUGAAAUGAGAAUUAACUCUAUGAAUUUACUCAAAUAUUCGGCGGCGAUUGAACUCGGAAAGUCUCAAACACAAAUGAAGAAAAGGUUGAGAAAAUACCGAGACAAACAACGUCAAAUAUUUCGCGGCCGCGAAGGUUACCAAAAUGACCCAAUCGACGAAUUAAUUGUCGGACAAUACAUACAAACGCCAAGAAGCAAGCCAAGCGGACGCUCAGCUGUUAGCCGGGCGGUGUCAUCUGGGAGAACUUCACGUCGUAAGAAACACACUACCAAAGAUGGCGGCUGCGAGAGUGAUUCAGAAUCGGAUAUUGAAGCAGACAGUUUGUUUAUGAUUGAUCAGCAGAGGAGUAAAAUUGAUCUCAGACCAAAAACAGCAAUGGAGAUUAUGAGGAAAGGGACAAGUUUAGAAUCUUAUAUACAUGACGGUCGACUAGGAUCUCAAACGAGGCAAGUAAAAUAUUUUGAUGAAGAUGAACUGAAAGAAAGAGAGCAAAUCUACAAAUAUUUAGUGGAAAGAAGAAUUAAUUUUGAGAAAAAUAUUAGAGAACAACUUGAUGAAAAAGUUGCGAGGUUUUGUGGUAAUAAUACAGUACAGACAAUGCUGAAGAAAGUACCCUCAAAGGUGAAAAUGUUUUCGAAAUGAUCAGAAAGAGAUAAAAUAGCCUACACCGGCAUCUCUUAAAGAACCAAAAUGGUUUAAAAAAAAACAAUAAAUUUACUCGUGAGGAGCUAUAUGAAAUUUAUUUUAUAAUUUA
Messenger RNA from Ruditapes philippinarum (Manila clam), 989 nucleotides. RefSeq lists its product as uncharacterized. NCBI's taxonomy places the organism in Eukaryota, Metazoa, Mollusca, Bivalvia, Venerida, Veneridae. The transcript is spliced from 2 exons. Bases 173 to 877 code for a protein of 234 amino acids. The record is from RefSeq and is a predicted model, not a curated record.